Messenger RNA from Contarinia nasturtii (swede midge), 2329 nucleotides. It is a transcript of the gene GlyRS, whose product is annotated as glycine--tRNA ligase. Gene Ontology annotation, biological process: mitochondrial glycyl-tRNA aminoacylation. Bases 195 to 2237 code for a protein of 680 amino acids. Gene Ontology annotation, molecular function: glycine-tRNA ligase activity; ATP binding. The record is from RefSeq and is a predicted model, not a curated record. Gene Ontology annotation, cellular component: mitochondrion; cytoplasm. The transcript is spliced from 2 exons. NCBI's taxonomy places the organism in Eukaryota, Metazoa, Arthropoda, Insecta, Diptera, Cecidomyiidae.
AGUAAUACAUUUGUCACACAGACAUCGUGCGAUUGAGUGAAUUGGUGCUGACGUGAAUGGGCCGCAACAAUUUCAACAAAAUAUUCUGUAAAUUUCAUCAUCAAACGUGCUUGUUAAAAGUAUAAUUUUUUUUUCCAAAAACAACAGUGAAAAUUGAGUUUUAUCUUUGCAAUCAAUCGUGAACAUUUAUCAAAAUGAGUGACUCAAAAAACGAAGAAAUUCUUGCCCCGUUGCGAUUUUUGGUCAAAGAACAAGGUGAUUUGGUGCGACAAUUGAAAGCGGAUAAGGCACCCGAAAUCGAUGUUAAAAAAGCUGUCAACGAAUUAAAAGCCCGAAAGAAACUCCUGGAAGAUAAAGAAUUGGAAUUGGCACCGGCUGCUGCCUCAUUUGAUCGUACAAAAAUGGAAGUUUUGCUGAAACAACGUUUCUUCUAUGAUCAAAGUUUUGCCAUCUAUGGCGGUAUCACAGGUCAAUACGAUUUUGGACCGAUGGGAUGUGCAUUAAAAUCGAAUAUGUUGAAUGCAUGGCGCCAAUUUUUCGUAUUGGAAGAGCAAAUGUUGGAAGUUGACUGUUCAAUUUUAACGCCGGAAGCGGUUUUAAAAGCAUCCGGACAUGUUGAUCGAUUUGCCGAUUAUAUGGUAAAAGAUACAAAAAGUGGUGAAUGUUUCCGUUUGGACCAUCUGAUCAAGAAUAAUUUGGAGAAAUUGUGCAGUGAAAAAGGUGCCACCAACGAAUUGAAGGCCGAAUGUGAAGAUAUUAUCAUCAAAUUAGAUGGAAAUACAAAAGAUGAAAUGGGUGCAAUUUUGCGACGAUUCAAUAUGAAAUCACCAUCAACUGGAAAUGAUUUAACCGAUCCCAUUGAAUUUAAUCUCAUGUUUGGAACACAAAUCGGUCCGACUGGUAAUAAUAAAGGUUUUUUGCGACCGGAAACAGCGCAAGGUAUUUUCGUCAAUUUCAAGCGUUUGCUUGAAUUCAAUCAAGGAAAAUUACCAUUUGCUGCUGCCCAAAUCGGUAAUUCAUUCCGUAAUGAAAUCUCACCACGAUCCGGUUUAAUUCGAGUUCGUGAAUUUACAAUGGCCGAAAUUGAACAUUUCUGCGAUCCAAACGAAAAAUCACAUCCAAAAUUCGAAACGGUCAAAGACACUGCGAUGCUACUGUACUCAGCAUGCAAUCAAAUGGACGGCAAAAGUGCAGACUCAAUUAAAAUUGGAGAUGCUGUUGCGAGCGGUUUGGUUGCCAAUGAAACAUUGGGCUAUUUCAUGGCACGUAUUCAACAAUACAUGCUGAAAAUCGGUAUUUUACCCGAUCGCAUUCGCUUUAGACAACAUAUGGGAAAUGAGAUGGCACAUUAUGCGUGCGAUUGCUGGGAUGCUGAAUGUCUAACCAGUUACGGAUGGAUUGAAUGUGUUGGUUGCGCUGAUCGGUCGGCAUACGAUUUAACUCAACACACUAAAGCCACCGGAGUAAAAUUAGUUGCCGAAAAGAAAUUGGACGCACCAAAAGUGGUUGAUGUAACUGAGGCUGUGCCCAACAAAGCAAUUAUUGGAAAAGAAUUCAAAAAAGAUGCGAAACGAAUUUGCGAAAAAUUAGCCGCUUUGGAUGCCGAUCAACAACAAUCAUUGCAAGAAUCUCUUACUGCAAAUGGUUCGUAUGAAUUGGAAGUGGAUGGCGAUUUAAAAGUUACGCUCAACAAGAGCAUGGUUGAAGUGAAAACCACAAAGAAAACGAUGCACGUCGAAGAAAUUACACCAAGUGUUAUUGAACCAUCGUUUGGUAUUGGUCGCAUCAUGUACUCGCUGUUGGAACAUCGAUUUAAUAUUCGUGAUGGUGAUGAGCAACGUUCAUAUUUUGCGUUGCCAGCAUUUGUUGCACCAAUUAAAUGCUCCGUUUUGCCAUUGAGUGUAAAUGCUGAACUCGCACCAUUUAUCCAGAAAAUAUCAUCGGCAUUGACAAGAAAUGAUGUAUCGCACAAAGUUGACAAUUCAAGCGUAUCAAUUGGUAAACGUUAUGCACGUACCGAUGAAAUUGGCAUUCCAUACGGCAUCACAAUCGAUUUUGAUACAAUUAAAAAAGAACCACACACGGUAACACUACGCGAACGAGAUUCAAUGUCACAGCUACGAAUUCCACUCGAUGAUAUCGCCGAAGUGGUUCGUAAUUUAUCGCUCGAUAAAGUCACCUGGGAUGCGAUCUCUAGUAAAUACCCAAAAUUCGAACAACAAGAAGCAACGCAGUAAGGAAUUUGUAUUCCUCAAUUGAUUGAACGAUUGCAUUUCUUUUACGUCAUUUAGAAUGUUUAUUUUUUACUUUACUUUUGCAUUUGCUUGAU